AUGCGGAUUAACCGGCAGACGGCCGUCAGCCGGUGCCGGCUAUCAACUCUGACGGUGCGAGCCGCGUCUGACGGUCAAGCGGCAGCGGAGACGGCUGAACCACAGUCGGCGUCGUUCGAUGCGUCGCUCGUGAGCAAGAACAGCGUCGUGGUGCCUGACUCGGAGCUGAGCAUCACCAAGACGUCGUUCGGCACCAUCGGCCUGACGGUGGGGCUGCUGCUGCUGUCGUACGGCUUUGGCGCCUACUUCCAGUUCCUGCCGGGCUCCGAGUCCUCCGCCCUCAUGCUCACCUACGGCUUCCCCACUGCGCUCAUCGGAUUCGCUCUCAAGUAUGCGGAGCUCAAGCCAGUGCCAUGCACAUCGUAUGCCGACGCUGUUGCUCUGAGGGAGGCACAGGCCACGCCCAUCCUGCAGCAGGUGCGCAGUGACGUCACGCGGUUCCGCUAUGGAGACGAGCAGCAUCUGGAGGAGGCCCUGAAGAGAAUAUUCCGCUACAACCUGUCGGGAGGCAUUCAGCGCAGAAACGCACCCACACUUACCUCCAUCAGCGAGCAGGUGUACAACGGACGGUACUCCCUGGUGCUGAUAUUUGAGGCCCCGGCUCUCUCGAAAGCGGAUUUCACGGAGAGGCAGGCCAAGUUCACAUCCUUCUUUGGGCCGGGCGUGCAGGCCUUGAUUGAGGAGGUGGGAUCCAAGACCUUUGCCAUUAUUCAUUGCUACAGGGACACCACCCUAAAUUCUGGCUUAUCCUCCUUCUCAUUGGCUAUAGCUGCAGGUUACCACUGUGAGAGGGAUAAGGCGGAAUUGCCAUCGGAUCAAGGGGAUGAUGUGGCAGACGCAGUGAUAAAAGAUGCGGAGGAGUGGAGCGACGAUAGUGAUGAGUGGUGGCUAGCAGGCCACUAUGACGGGGAGGAAGUGGAGGUGUGGGUGGCAGGGGACUGUGCGGGGUAUGAGAGGAAUGGGGAGUAUGAGAGGAGUUGGGCGUACGAGGGGAGUGCGGGGUAUGAGAGGAAUGGGGAGUAUGAGAGGAGUUGGGCGUACGAGGGGAGUGCGGGGUAUGAGAGGAAUGGGGAGUAUGAGAGGAGUUGGGCGUACGAGGGGAGUGCGGGGUAUGAGAGGAAUGGGGAGUAUGAGAGGAGUUGGGCGUACGAGGGGAGUGCGGGGUAUGAGAGGAAUGGGGAGUAUGAGAGGAGUUGGGCGUACGAGGGGAGUGCGGGGUAUGAGAGGAAUGGGGAGUAUGAGAGGAGUUGGGCGUACGAGGGGAGAGCGGGGUAUGAGAGGAAUGGGGAGUAUGAGAGGAGUUGGGCGUACGAGGGGAGUGCGGGGUAUGAGAGGAAUGGGGAGUAUGAGAGGAGUUGGGCGUACGAGGGGAGUGCGGGGUAUGAGAGGAAUGGGGAGUAUGAGAGGAGUUGGGCGUACGAGGGGAGUGCGGGGUAUGAGAGGAAUGGGGAGUAUGAGAGGAGUUGGGCGUACGAGGGGAGUGCGGGGUAUGAGAGGAAUGGGGAGUAUGAGAGGAGUUGGGCGUACGAGGGGAGUGCGGGGUAUGAGAGGAAUGGGGAGUAUGAGAGGAGUUGGGCGUACGAGGGGAGUGCGGGGUAUGAGAGGAAUGGGGAGUAUGAGAGGAGUUGGGCGUACGAGGGGAGUGCGGGGAGUUGGGCGUACGAGGGGAGUGCGGGGUAUGAGAGGAAUGGGGAGUAUGAGAGGAGUUGGGCGUACGAGGGGAGUGCGGGGUAUGAGAGGAAUGGGGAGUAUGAGAGGAGUUGGGCGUACGAGGGGAGUGCGGGGUAUGAGAGGAAUGGGGAGUAUGAGAGGAGUUGGGCGUACGAGGGGAGUGCGGGGUAUGAGAGGAAUGGGGAGUAUGAGAGGAGUUGGGCGUACGAGGGGAGUGCGGGGUAUGAGAGGAAUGGGGAGUAUGAGAGGAGUUGGGCGUACGAGGGGAGUGCGGGGUAUGAGAGGAAUGGGGAGUAUGAGAGGAGUUGGGCGUACGAGGGGAGUGCGGGGUAUGAGAGGAAUGGGGAGUAUGAGAGGAGUGGGGGGAGUCCACUGUAUGGAAUGAGUGGGGGGUAUGAGAGGAGUGGGGAGUAUGAAAGGAGUGGUGGGUAUGAGAGGAGUGGGGAGUAUGAAAGGAGUGGGGGGUAUGAGAGGACUGGGAGUAUGAAAGGAGUGGGGGGUAUGAGAGGAGUGGGGAGUAUGAAAGGAGUGGGGGGUAUGUUGCAGCAUGCCGCUGGUCACUGA
Closterium sp. NIES-65 is the source of this 2235-nucleotide messenger RNA. Lineage: Eukaryota; Viridiplantae; Streptophyta; Zygnematophyceae; Desmidiales; Closteriaceae. The record is from the annotation of a GenBank genome assembly.